This is a messenger RNA of Rotaria sp. Silwood2, 1032 nucleotides long. NCBI's taxonomy places the organism in Eukaryota, Metazoa, Rotifera, Eurotatoria, Philodinida, Philodinidae. The record is from the annotation of a GenBank genome assembly.
AUGGCAUCUCCUACUUCGUCUACAACACCUAAAUUAAUCAUACCGGAAGAAAGAUCACCUAGUGAAACAAACGAUAAUUAUACUUCUUCAACGUCUUCAGUACUUUCAUCUAAUAUCAUUCCUCCAUCACGUGGAACAACAACAAGAAAAUUAAAAAAAAUUCUUUCAACACAAUCAAGUUUUGAACGGCAUCAUCCACCACGUCCAAUUGCCAAACGUUUUUCAAUUGAUGCUGAUCCAUCAUCAGUCAUUUUAAAUACUCCUUCUACAGAUCUUUCUUUUAACUCUUUACAUCAUCAACCAUCAACAUCAGAUCCUGAAGAAACUUUAUCAAUUCUUACUUCUACAAAUGUUCAUGGCAAAGAUCUGUCACCUGCUCGAUCACCAUCAUUAAAAAAAAGUGACAGUUUCUUGGAAAUACCCUAUGAAAAAGGUGAAAUAGCCGAUUUAAUCAUAUUGGCUGAUGAUCCAAAUGCCGCAACACAUAUUACAAAUGAUGGGCACGAAGUGUUACUUGAACAUGGAGCAGCUCCCUAUGACGCAAUCAAAUCAAAAAAAGAAGCUUCUCGAGAAGCUCGUAAUGCUUUUAUAUCCAAUCGUCUUUUGCCUGGCGUUUAUUUUACUUUUAUAACAGCAUGUGGCUUAUUAGGUGGUUUCGGUUUUGCUCUAGGUCGAACAAAGAAACGUGAAACCACAGCUAAACUUACUCAAAAAGUAAAUGCAAGUAUAUUAUUUGAUGAUGGUCAUCGUUUAGCUGUAAAAGCUUUACGUCGUGCUUCAAUUUAUAGUUUAACUGGUGUUCUUUCAUUAACUGGUUUUUUAUGGUUAAUUAGCGGAAAACCAAAAACACUUGCAGAAUUUAGAACGUGGACUGGUUCAUGGCUACCAUCGAUAAAAAGCAAUAAAAAUAAACAAGAUGAAGGACGAACUGAAUUUAAAAAUUUAACAGAACUUAUGCAAUAUUUAAUUGAUGAAGAUAGUAACCUAAAGAAUAAGAAAAAGGAAAUGUCAACGAAUAUAAAAGACAUUUAG